This is a messenger RNA of Astyanax mexicanus (Mexican tetra), 2236 nucleotides long. RefSeq names its product solute carrier family 35 member B3 (gene slc35b3). Gene Ontology annotation, cellular component: Golgi membrane; endoplasmic reticulum membrane. Lineage: Eukaryota; Metazoa; Chordata; Actinopteri; Characiformes; Acestrorhamphidae. Gene Ontology annotation, molecular function: 3'-phosphoadenosine 5'-phosphosulfate transmembrane transporter activity. Gene Ontology annotation, biological process: transmembrane transport. Bases 546 to 1667 code for a protein of 373 amino acids. The record is from RefSeq and is a predicted model, not a curated record. The transcript has 10 exons.
GUGUUCAGGUCAGAGGUCCACAUACACAGGAAGCGGUUGGCAGCUUUAGCAGUAGGGCUAAACUGUAGAAAAAUUAACGGGGUGAAGCGGCUCUAGAGCGGCUCAGUAACUCAGGAGGGCUGCGGGAAUGAUACCGCGAGCCUGUAAAGACGAGCAGCUGCCGGUGGCUCCGAGGCGGCGGGGUUAAACCCGGAGGAACGGCCGCGCUGCUGCUCUCUGUACCGGAUACUGGGCUCGGCGGUGUAUUAGCCGGUUAGCCGCUAGCUGCUGUUCUCCCGGUGUUUACUAUAUUAUAUAUAGCCUUAUAUGAUGUGGUGUCGGGUUUAUCUGUGGUUCAGGAAGAGCUCGGCGCGCUGCCUCGGCUUUACUGUGUUAAAUUAGCGGGUAAUAUAGUUAAAUGUGGGUGUGUGAGGAUGUUCUGGCGGGGCUGGUUUAUUAUGAAGUGCCUUACAGGCCGUGUGAUAUGAGCUCAGCCCUCUGAUGCCUCCCACGGAUUCACUUAAUACUGAACACCUCUGUCUUUAGUUCAGGAGCCCACAUACACGAUGAGUUCCAAAUUCGGCUUGAUCAACUACAACUCCCGAAAACACAUCUCCAUCUCCAUCCCCUCUUCUACAGAGGUGAUGUCCCCGCAUAUCAAAUCCGUAGAGGAGCUCAAAGUGCUGGGGAUCAACCUGAGCAGUUUCAACACUCCAACACAGUUCUUCAUUUGUGUGGCUGGAGUUUUUGUCUUUUACCUCAUCUAUGGGUACUUGCAGGAGCUGAUCUUUUCAGUAGAAGGAUUUAAGCCUUUUGGCUGGUACCUCACCCUCGUUCAGUUUGGGUUCUACUCUGUGUUUGGCCUGGUAGAGCUGCAGCUUACCCAGGACAAGCGGAGGAGGAUCCCAGGAAAAACAUAUAUGAUCAUAGCAUUUCUAACGGUUGGGACCAUGGGCCUUUCCAACACAUCACUGGGAUACUUGAACUAUCCGACGCAAGUCAUCUUCAAGUGCUGCAAACUCAUUCCAGUUAUGAUUGGAGGAGUUUUCAUACAAGGGAAACGGUACAACAUUGCAGAUGUGUCUGCUGCUCUGUGCAUGAGCCUGGGCCUCAUCUGGUUCACUCUGGCCGACAGCAAGGUUGCACCAAACUUCAAUGUGACAGGGGUUAUCCUUAUUUCUCUGGCACUUUGUGCCGAUGCUGCUAUUGGGAACGUGCAGGAAAAAGCCAUGAAAUUGCACAAUGGAUCCAACUCAGAAAUGGUUUUAUAUUCCUACUCUAUUGGGUUUGUGUAUAUUCUCCUGGGACUUCUGUGUAUUGGUGGAUUGGGUCCUGCUGUGGCCUUCUGUGCUCAGCAUCCAGUGACUACAUAUGGCUACGCGUUCUUCUUUUCUCUCACCGGCUACUUUGGCAUCUCUUUUGUUCUGGCCUUGAUAAAGCUCUUUGGAGCGCUGGUAGCAGUCACAGUUACAACAGGAAGAAAGGCCAUGACGAUCGUCUUGUCGUUUUUAUUCUUCACAAAACCUUUCACAUUUCAGUACAUAUGGGGAGGCCUGCUGGUAGUCUUUGGGAUCUUCCUCAAUGUCUACAGCAAAAACAGGGACAAAAUGAAGCUUCCCUCGUUUGCAGAGCUCCGGAAUCGAGUUCUCAGUGCCAAGAAGGGCCGAGCGCUCUCCCAGACUGUUUAAACAGAUAGACUUUACCUUACGGACCUGACGGAUCUCCACCUGAGUGGACUGGCCACGUCAUAAUGAGCUGGACCUGACGACUUGCUGUCACGUCCUGAAACAUCAGGAGCUUUCGAGGACAGAGCAAUGGACGACAUGGAUGCUGCUGUUGUUUUGUUUUUUGUUUUUUUAGCCAAAUUGCAAAGUUUUGCACUGGCCUAAGCCUACCUGGGCUUUGGUGGAGAACUCAUAUGGUGAAAGGAGCUCCAACAGUCUCAUCAUGUCCAGAAGAAGGGGUUGCCGAUUGAAGGGAAUCACUGUUGUAACGGAUUCUACCGUUGUAACUCUCUCUUUCACCUGCAUGUGCCGGCAGAAUGAUGGCAUCCUCUGAGACGGAAAGAAGUCAGUCAUUUCCAAACGCGUUUGUUUUAUUUAACUGUGAUUAGACAGGGAACAUGGGAAGCUACACGUCGGCAGUUUUGAAAGGUCGACGUUUGGGAGUGUAUCAGUGUGUCGGCUGCCAUAUUCGCUAUCCAUUUGUUUGGUGAAAGGGUAGCUCUUUUUACAUUAAAAACAAACUGGGAAGUUUA